GAGGAGGAGGAGGUAGGAAGGAAGGAGUAAGAGGAGGAGUAGGAAGAUGACAUGCACUCUUUCUGCAGAGCUUUUCUAUAAAAGAAAAAGCAGCCAGCCCUCCAGCCCAACUCUCUAGGCUGCGUGUGCAUUCCUCAUUACUACCAGUCUACUACCUGAAAGCAGUUAUUAGCUACAAACAAUUAACUGAGGUCUCAGGAAGUGCUGCCAUGACUAGCUACUCAACAGAAGCGGGAGUUAGAGAAGAACUUGCUCAACUGAAGGCUGCUUUGGGAGGACGGGAGCUUCUAGAUGCUGCAACCAAAAUAAAAAAAGAAAUGGAUUCAUUAAAUAACACCACACUUCACGUUGCCCUUACAGGUGAUUCGGGUGUUGGUAAAUCAUCUCUUGUCAAUGCACUGAGAGGGUUGCCUGAUUUUGGAGAUAACGCAGCCGAGACUGGGGUGGUACAAACUACGAUGGAGCCAAAGCCGUAUCACCAUCCCAGAUUUCCCAAAGUUACAUUUUGGGACCUACCUGGAAUUGGAACAGGUGACUUUAAAGCAGAUACAUAUCUAAAGCUGGUAAAUUUUAGCCAGUAUGAUUUUUUCAUCAUUGUUUCAAACAGUCGCUUCUCUGAGAAUGUCAUCAAGCUGGCUUGUGAAAUCAAGAAAAUGAAGAAGACGUUCUACUAUGUGCGCUCAUAUAUCGAUGUUAGUAUACAAAGUGAAAGUAAGAAACCAAACUUCAAUGAAACAGAAACCCUCCAGAUAAUCAGGAAAGAUUGCCUGACACAUUUGAAGAAAACAGGAGAGGAUUCUCCAAAGGUUUUUCUAGUAUCGAGGCAUGAUUUGAGCAAGUAUGAUUUCCCACUCCUUCAAAAGACAUUGGAGGAGGGCUUGGAUGACCUGAAGAAACUUGUUUUAAUCAUGGCUUGGUCAACUUUCUCUAAAGAUGUAAUUGAAAGGAAAAAAGAUGCUAUGCUAGGCCACAUACAAAAAAAGUCCUUUUUGUCUUGUACUAUUGGGAUGGUUCCAAUCCCAGGCCUCGGUCUUGUUUGUAACAUUCUCAUCUUGAAGAAUACAAUGGAAAUUAUCUGCAAGGCCUUUGGCUUGGAUGAAGGUUCGCUCUGUAAACUUGGAGACAGCACUGGCAUACCUGUUGCUGAGCUGAAGUCUACUAUCAAAAAGACCCCCAGUAUCAAUGAGAUCACCAAACAAUUUGUAAUUAAUUUCUUGCAGAAGUCAAUGGUAACAACAGCAUUGACAGCAGUAGAGCUGGUUGUAGAUUUUAUACCCGGACUGGGCUCUUUGUAUGGUGGCGUCGGUUCUUUUUUAACCACAUACUACACGCUGAAGUUCUUCCUGAGUGAUGCUGUGGAAGAUGCAGAGAAUGUUCUGGCAACAGUUUGUGAGAGAAAGAAAAACUAACUGAAGAAUGAAGAAACCCACCUGGAUCGAUCUCUUCUCAUCUGAAAAGAGGCCCACAAUUGAUAUAUUUCCUCUUACCUGGACUGCUAGAGCCAAACUGGUGUCACAUUGUGUUGGGCUAGCUCUCCAGGAGAUCAGGAUUUGGAUCUCCACUCUGCCAUGCAAACCUAUGGGGAGAUCUUGGGCAAGUCGCACUUUCUCAGCUUCAGAGGAAGGCAGUGGCAACAUUUCUUAAACAGGAAAACCCCAUGAUAGGAUUGCCUUUGGGUCUCCCUAAAUAAGAAAUGACUUGAAGGCACAUGACAACCACCAUUUAUACUUUAUUAUUACCUUAAUGGUACCCUCUGGCUCUUUCCAUACUCUAAUUGGAGAAACCACCCCUUCCCUGACAUUUAAAGGGAAAAAACGAACUCAGGGGCCAGCAAAGAGGGGGAGGCCUCCAGCGCUGGCGGCCCCCACUGUUUUUUUUUUUGCUGGCCUCUGACAGAGAUGAUCUAGCAAUACAGCUAAUUUAUAAGACGCUCAGUUAAACUGUUGCUUAAACACUUCUUUAAUCUAUAUAUGCUUUGAAUGUUUCAUAAAGGUUUUGUCUGCCCCCAUCUUCUUGCUUGGCUGUGCAACAGUGAGAGACAUGGAGAUCCUUUGAUCAAUGUUUCUGGUGUUAAGUGAUUUUCUCCUAAAAGGUUUUUCAGUUCAUAUAACCCGCCCCGCACCCUCAGGUCCUCUGGGAGGAAUCUAUUGCAGCCUUUAAAAACCAGACUAACUGCUACCUCCCAGAGGGUCUUCUCUGCAAUUGCUC
Molecule: messenger RNA, 2208 nt
Organism: Sceloporus undulatus (fence lizard)
Lineage: Eukaryota; Metazoa; Chordata; Lepidosauria; Squamata; Phrynosomatidae
Product: interferon-inducible GTPase 5-like
Exons: 3
Coding region: 210-1409 (399 amino acids)
Cellular component (GO): membrane
Molecular function (GO): GTP binding; GTPase activity
Source: RefSeq, a predicted model, not a curated record